Molecule: messenger RNA, 1488 nt
Organism: Betta splendens (Siamese fighting fish)
Lineage: Eukaryota; Metazoa; Chordata; Actinopteri; Anabantiformes; Osphronemidae
Gene: etfbkmt
Product: electron transfer flavoprotein subunit beta lysine methyltransferase
Exons: 3
Coding region: 240-1028 (262 amino acids)
Biological process (GO): peptidyl-lysine trimethylation
Cellular component (GO): mitochondrial matrix
Molecular function (GO): protein-lysine N-methyltransferase activity
Source: RefSeq, a predicted model, not a curated record
AGUGAAACACGUGUCCGACACUAUUAUUUAGUCGUGUGGAAAGCAGUCGCAGGUCGUUCCGUUAUCUUAUGACUUCUUGUGAGUUGUAUAAAGAUUUCACCAAGCCGAGAUUUUACUUUUUAUCGAAUUAUAAUAUGUGUUCGGCGUCAACUAUGGAGAUCAGAUUCAGAAGGCAGCUAGGUGGAUCCGAACGCUAACUAGCUGAGCAGCUAAAUCUAAUCUGCCCUAGCUUUAAAACCAUGCUGCGGCUAUUAAAAUAUCAAAAAUAUGCUUCGGUUAAAACUUUGGUCAGUGUAUUUAAGCUGACAAACAGACAGAGGUGCUUCCUAAGCAGCAGCAAGUCGGGUGAAUAUAUCCGUAGAUUUAUACUUGAAAACACAGAAAUAGCUGGAGAGCACAGCCUGACUCCUGAGGUCCGACUGAGAAUAUUCACCCCAAGAUGCAGGUUCUGGAGAGAAAGACCGGAACUUUGGCCUUUUGAUGACCCGUACUGGGCAAUAUACUGGCCUGGAGGACAGGCACUUUCAAGGUAUCUCUUGGAUCACCCUGGGGUUUGUCAGGGUAGGUCAGUCCUGGACCUAGGCAGCGGGUGUGGAGCCUCAGCCAUCGCUGCCAAACUAAGCGGUGCUGCUCAUGUUGUUGCUAAUGACAUUGACAGUGUUGCAGCAGUCGCAACCCUCAUGAACUGCGAGCUGAAUGGCCUGGAGCCCCUUGCUUGUGUUACAGACAGCAUAAUUGGCUCUGAGCCCCAUGGAUUUGACUUGAUCCUACUGGGGGACAUGUUCUAUGACGAGGCCCUCGCUGCCAGCCUUCACAGCUGGUUGGACCGUUGCAUCAAAACCCACGGUACCAAAGUACUGAUCGGCGAUCCGGGGAGAGCUCAGUUUCAGGAACAUGGCAUCCGGCGUUUUCUGCAUCAGCUGGCUCAGUAUGAACUGCCAGAGUCCAUCAGGGAAGAAAACUAUGGCCUGACCUGCAGCAGCGUUUGGUACUACAAUCCUGAACUUACCACUGGAGAGGAUUUGUGAACUUUCUUAAUAAAUAAAGAAUAAAAUAAAUGUCAUCAACACUGAAUAAUAGAUGAGAAGUCUCAGACAUCCUUGCAAGUAAGUGCAAGAAGUAAAACCUUGAACCUUUUCCAUAAGCUGUCAGAAUUAUUCGAGCACAAGAAGAAACCACACUAGUGUCAGAGAUGUAGCAGCAGUAACAAACGAUCCAUACCCUCCAUGUGAAGUGCUACUGUGUAAAAUGUUAUUUUACUGACUUGAGAACAGUUACACCUCUGUUCUGCUGCCACCAGGUGGCUGCAAUCAUCUCACUUACUACAUAGUGAGGCAUAGCUCCACAACAGAAGGAAGCCUUUAUUUGUUCUUAUUACAUCUUGUUACAAUGUCGCAAGGACAUUUGUCCUCUGUAGAAAGCAGUGUUGUGGAAAAAUUACCUCGAGGGCUUCUGACUGGCUCAAUAAAGAGAAGGAUCCAAAAAGUU